ACGAGAGUAGCGGCGAGCGACUGUGCAGAAAAAGAGAAAAGCAGCACCUCGCGACCGCGACCGCGACCUCCCCGACGAAAAAGAGAAGGGAAAUAUCUCUCGCCGCACCCCGCGACCGCGACCUCCCUGACGAGCGCUCUCCCCUCUCCGUCCGAUGGCGUCUCAGAGCUCCACGCCCGCAGACGCCGCCGCGCCGUCGCCGGCGGCCGCAGCCACCGGGGAGGUGCCUCCGAGCGCCGCUUCCUCCACGCCCGCGCAAAACCCUGCAGCUGCCGCGACCGCGACGGCAGGGGCCACGGAUCUAGAGAAGAAGAUGCGCCGCGCGGAGCGGUUUGGGACGCAGGUGGUGAUGUCCGAGGAGGAGAAGCGCAGCAGCCGUGCCGAGAGGUUUGGGACUCGAUCUUCAAAUGUAAAGGAGGAAGAGAAGAAGAAGUCCAGGGCUGAGAGGUUUGGCCUUGCCUCAUCCUCUCCUUCUUUUGAAGAGGCUAAGAAAAAAGCUCGUUUAGAACGAUUUGGUCAGGGUACAAAUGUUGACAAGGCAGAAGAAGAAAAACGAAAGGCACGGGCCCUCAGGUUUGCAGAAACAUCUAGUGGAUCACCUCGGGGAAACAGCAAGGAUGACUCCAAGCCGGACGCAGCCACUGUGACAGGCACAGCGUGAUUGAAGCACUCUGCCUUGGGUGAGGUUAGAUGUCUCAGAUAUUAUCCCUGGAGAUUUUGGAUGAAGCAAUAGUUUGUACUCUAACUACGUGAACGGCGUCAUGUGUUUCCUAGUCAUCUUGAGGGCUGUUUUUGUGGACUUGCUGGGCAGCGUAGCUAGGUUUGUGGAUGGUUAUGUACCUCUUGUUUCUCCCCGUUUGGCGACGAUGAUUACUUAUCUAUGUACUCCCAGUUGGACUAGUUAACUGUUAGAAGACAACGCAGCACUCGUUAUUUUUGUA
Messenger RNA from Phragmites australis (common reed), 941 nucleotides. Its product is annotated as protein MODIFIER OF SNC1 11-like. The record is from RefSeq and is a predicted model, not a curated record. NCBI's taxonomy places the organism in Eukaryota, Viridiplantae, Streptophyta, Magnoliopsida, Poales, Poaceae. Gene Ontology annotation, biological process: poly(A)+ mRNA export from nucleus. The transcript has 6 exons. Bases 155 to 661 code for a protein of 168 amino acids. Gene Ontology annotation, cellular component: nucleus.